AGCUGCACUCCGCGUCCUCUGCACGAGCCGAUUGCCUACCUGCUUGUCCCGUUCGCUAUGUCCACAUCCACGAGCUGCCCGAUUCCCGGGGGCAGGGACCGGCUGCCCGACUGCUACAGCAUCACGCCUGGGGGCACGCUAUACGCCACUACCCCAGGAGGCACCAGGAUCAUCUACGACCGAAAGUUCCUGCUGGAGUGCAAGAACUCACCCAUUGCCCGGACACCCCCCUGCUGCCUCCCUCAGAUUCCCGGGGUCACAACUCCUCCAAUAGCCCCACCCUCCAAGCUGGAGGAGCUGAAGGAGCAGAAGGAGACCGAGGAAGAGAUACCCGAUGACGCACAAUUUGAAAUGGACAUCUGAUCCAGUGCAGACGAUCCCGUGUGGAGUUAGAGGAAUCCCUCAUGCCGCUGCUGCCAUCACCUCUUCCUGGGGUAUUCCAAACAUCAGUUGGCCUCAUCUAAUUUGGAAGGGAGUGACUUGUUGGUUUCAGGCCUCCCUUAAUUCUGAAGCAGCUAGACCAGGGAUAGGAGUGGGCAACUUGCCAAGCCCUUAGCUCUACUUUCCCUUUGGUCUGUAGGUACUCCUCCCAGCCCUCCGUCAUCAGGGACUGAGGCUGGGACUGAGGGAUGGAGUAUGUC
This is a messenger RNA of Puma concolor (puma), 641 nucleotides long. It is a transcript of the gene EIF4EBP3, whose product is annotated as eukaryotic translation initiation factor 4E binding protein 3. Gene Ontology annotation, molecular function: eukaryotic initiation factor 4E binding. Gene Ontology annotation, biological process: negative regulation of translational initiation. Lineage: Eukaryota; Metazoa; Chordata; Mammalia; Carnivora; Felidae. Gene Ontology annotation, cellular component: cytoplasm. The record is from RefSeq and is a predicted model, not a curated record.